Molecule: messenger RNA, 395 nt
Organism: Harpia harpyja (harpy eagle)
Lineage: Eukaryota; Metazoa; Chordata; Aves; Accipitriformes; Accipitridae
Product: E3 ubiquitin-protein ligase RBBP6-like
Exons: 4
Coding region: 13-354 (113 amino acids)
Source: RefSeq, a predicted model, not a curated record
ACAGUUAUUUUGAUGAAUGCUGUGAACAACUUCAAAAAUGGAACUGGCUACACAAAAAGGCUCCGUCAGCAGAUUUGGCAGCAACAGCAGCAGCAGCCGCUACUGCCACCUCCACCACCACUCAUGAGUGUUACACCUCCUGCUGCUCUGGUGACUGCCGCUGAACCUUCUACAUCUUCCUCUCUGUCAAUCAGCAGUUUGUUGGAAGAGAAGGGCUAUCAGGUUCCUGUGCAAAGACAGCCAGCAAUAGCAAGUUGUCUGAGCCCCCAAGGACAAUCAGUACCUACCACUGGUCAUCCAGCGAGAACCAGUACAAUUUGCUCAGCAGGUGGCAGACCAGGCUGGGAACUGUAAGUAUUCUACAGAAAUUCAGUGUAUUACUACUUGUAAGCUGU